Messenger RNA from Chanos chanos (milkfish), 1203 nucleotides. RefSeq names its product keratin, type I cytoskeletal 13-like. Gene Ontology annotation, molecular function: structural molecule activity. The record is from RefSeq and is a predicted model, not a curated record. Gene Ontology annotation, cellular component: cytoskeleton. The transcript has 9 exons. Lineage: Eukaryota; Metazoa; Chordata; Actinopteri; Gonorynchiformes; Chanidae. Bases 37 to 1203 code for a protein of 388 amino acids.
UCUGGAGGAGCAGCCGGAGGUGGCCGCAUCAGCGCCAUGCGGGCCGGGAGCGUGUAUGGCGGUGCAGGGGGCUCUGGGGUUCGCAUCUCCAGUGCCUCUCGUUCUGUGUCCAUGGCCGGGUCUGGAGCAAACGACAGCAUCAUCGGCAAUGAGAAAUUCACAAUGCAGAACCUCAACGACCGUCUGUCCAGUUACCUCGAGAAGGUGCGUACGCUGGAGAAGGCAAACGCUGAGCUGGAACUUAAGAUCCGCCAGUUCCUGGAAAGCAGAACCUCUCCCUCUGCUCGUGAAUUCACUGGUUUCCAAGGAAGCAUUAGUGAACUGCAAGUCCAGAUCCAGGAUGCCAUCAAAGUGAACAGCACCAUACAUCUCAGCAUUGACAACGCCAGCUUGGCAGCAGAUGAUUUCAGAUUGAAGUAUGAGAAUGAGCUAACCAUGCGACAGACCGUGGAAGCAGACAUUGCUGGGCUGAGGAGGUUGCUUGAUGACCUCAAUAUGGCCAAGAAAGACCUCACUAUGCAGAUUGAGGGCUUGAGUGAAGAGCUUGUCUUCCUCAAGAAGAACCAUGAGGAGGAACUCUUAACCACCCGUGACACAAUGAGUGGCCAAGUUCAUGUUGAGGUUGAUGCAGCACCACAGGAAGACCUCACCAAGGUCAUGGCUGAGAUUAGAGAUCAUUAUGAAGCCAUUGCAACCAAGAGUAGGAGAGAGCUGGAGGGCUGGUUCCAAGCCAAGACUGAGACAUUGAAACAAGAGGUUGCUACCCACACAGAGACCUUGCAAACCACAAAAUCCGAGGUCAGCACGGCAAAAAGCACACAGCAGUCUCUGGAGAUUGAACUCCAGUCUCUCCUUACUGCGAAAGCAUCUCUGGAGAGCACCUUGGCUGAGACGCAGGGUGGCUAUUCCAUGAGGCUGUCUGGCUUCCAGAACCAGAUACACAGCAUGGAGGAGCAGCUGGUGCAGCUUCGUGCUGACCUGGAACGCCAGAGUAACGAGUACCAGAUGCUGCUCGACAUCAAGACCAGACUGGAGCUGGAGAUCGCCGAGUACAGGAGGCUGCUGGAUGCAGAGGCCAGUGGCGGCAUCUCCAUCUCCUCAAGCUCCUCCACCAUCACCAAAUCUGAAGUGAUCACUGUCGUGGAGGAGGUGGUUGAUGGUAAAGUGGUCUCCUCAUCCACUUCAACCGUCAUCCAAAAGUGA